AUGCGUUCGAAUGGUUGUACCUUGGUAUCCCUAAGAACUGCAGAAACUCUUGUAUAUACCCAGACCUUCCCUGUCCAAUGUCUCAUGAGCCGCGAUGUCCACAGCCUGGGGAUAAGCAAUGUGCGCAUGUGGCAUGCAUACUCUCACUACCUAUCUGUCCCGAAGAAUGUCCUGACAGUUGCCUUGUCAAAAAUCCACCCCAGCCGUGCUGUCCUACAGUGGGAACGCCUUACUGCCCCUGAGAUAUAA
Phycomyces blakesleeanus NRRL 1555(-) is the source of this 249-nucleotide messenger RNA. RefSeq lists its product as hypothetical. The record is from RefSeq and is a predicted model, not a curated record. NCBI's taxonomy places the organism in Eukaryota, Fungi, Mucoromycota, Mucoromycetes, Mucorales, Phycomycetaceae. The transcript is spliced from 3 exons. The coding region runs from base 1 to 249 and encodes 82 amino acids.